Molecule: messenger RNA, 3918 nt
Organism: Ictidomys tridecemlineatus (thirteen-lined ground squirrel)
Lineage: Eukaryota; Metazoa; Chordata; Mammalia; Rodentia; Sciuridae
Source: RefSeq, a predicted model, not a curated record
AUGCCCAUUGGCGGGGGAUUCUGUGUGAGCCCACCUUCUAGAUGCCCAUUGGCGGGGGAUUCGGUGUGAGCCCACCUUCUAGAUGCCCAGUGGCAGGGGAUUCAGUGUGAGCCCACCUUUAAGUGGCCCUCAACUCUCUCCUUCCUGCCCCAGGGACCCGGCGGUCACCCCUAUUUAAGUCUUUGGCCCAGGGUGCCUGGAGUGGAGGCCAGUGACUCCCAGGAGUGGGCAUCCCGCAGCCCGGGACACCCCGAGGCAGGCUGGGGGUGAAGGGCCUUUGAGGUGGUGUACAGGCCCUGCCAAGGGCCCAAGGGACGGGAGUGGAGGGCGGGUCACUGUCCCUGGUAGUUGGGGGCCAGGUGGGGGUUCCUCCCUCGUAGUGGGGAGCGCCACGGUGUCCUCAGCCCCCAGGAGCACCCGCCCCCGCCCAGUGCUGGCCGGCUGUGCUUCAUUCUCAGGGACUCCUUGGGACACCCGCACCCCACACCCGUGGCCCCGCAGCCACCCCAGGAGGAGAGGGCCCUGGGCACGGUCACCAUGCUGCCCAGGGACAGCUCGGUCACCUGCUUCCUUGAAGGGCGUGCUGACCUUGUCCUUCCCACUCCCGAGGCCCAGGACGUGUGAGUGGGAGGGAGGGUCCAGGCCUCUGUGCCCUGGAGUCCCCUGUGUGUGACCACGUGACUGGAGCUGUUGACUUUGUGUGUGGAUUUGUGCUGGACAAACACUGGGAGUUCUGUCCAGAGCCACCUGGGCCCCACCUGCCCAGGAGGCCUGAGCUGGUGGCUGGCGCAGGCGGGCGGCUCCCGUCCUCCAGACAUGGCCUCUUGGGUGAGCUACAUCGGCCGAGCCGCAGCCUCCAGUCCUCCCAGGUGGGUGGCUGCUCCCUGCUGGCCCCCCCCUGGCGGGCAGGGAGUUCUGGAAGCCCUCGUCCAGCAGAGCCCUGCCCGGGUACCGACCGGGGCGGGCUCCUAACGUCCGACUCUCACGCCGUCUGCAGUGACGGAGAACCCAGAGCUCGGUGCCCCUGAGAGCGACGUCUGCCAAGCGCUGGACAGCCGGGGGCUGCUCUCUGUGGACAGACGCUCCCCACGGCGCAGAGCAGAGACCCUGGCCCUCGCAGAAGGCCUGAGUGGGGCCGGCACUCAUUCUGCAUCUGAAGAAGAAUCCCGGGACUGGCAUCAGGUGGCCAAGGACGGGUCCCCGAGGCCACAGCCCUAGAAGGCCCCUUCGCCUCUCCUCAGCUCCUUGGACCGUUUCCUGGUGAGCGUGUGGCUGCGCUGGACCACGCCAGACCCCCUGGUCCUGCUGUGGCCCCUGAGCUGGGGGGCUCCGCUGUGAGGCCAGUGCUGCUCCUGGGAGGCCCGUGAGGGUGCGGUCCCUGCGCACGGCGUUGGGAGAGGAGAGGUGUGGGGUGCCCUGGGCAGGUGUGGCCGCCUCUGUCCCCCAAGGCCAGGUCCAAGGAGGAGCCGCAGCGAGGGCCGAGCGGCUGGCCCUGGUCUCUGGUGACUGUGGAGGCUGGGCUUCAGGUAGGGACCCUGUGAGGGACGUGCGGGGACCAACAGGACCGUCUGUCCCUGAGGGCCAGGUCCCCUCCAGGCCUCUGGGUGGGCUGGUGGGUGAGAAGGAGGCGCUGGGCAGCCCGGCGGCCUCCUGGGGGAUCAGGCGAGUCCGGGGGCUGGGCCUCCCUGGGCUGUCCUGCUGCAGCCUGCGCUGACCCCCCAAGAUGUCCUGGGCCUCAGGACGAGGAUGCGGGCCAUGUGCUAAUUGAGCGGCGUCUGGGGUGGCCCCUGGGCCAGCCGACUGUCCUCCUCCCGUUUGUGCAGCCGCCGCCCCGUCCGUCCGGCCUGCUGCUGCUGCAAAGACCGCCGGCCUCGGGCAGCGCCGGCUCCAGAAGUGAUAGCUAAUUGGGGACAGAAAGGGCCCGAUUGUCUCGCGGCGGCCGGAAGAGCUGCGUGGGCGGCUGGAGGAGCCGGAGGCGGCCCUGCUUCGCCCAGCAGCUGCCACCGCCGGAGAUGUUGGGGGAUUACGUCAGUGCUGGCGGGCAGGGGCCGCGGGGACAGCGAGGGAGGCGGGCUCCAGGCGGCCUCCCGCCCCCAGGCCUCGGGACAAUGCUGUCAUUGUGGGCCCGGAGAGUGGCUGCCUCGGGAUGAAUGGCACAUGGGCCUCUUGACCAAGGAGGCCGCUUGCAGCCCCGAUCUGUCCCCUGGCCCGCCCGCCCGCCCGCCGGGGAGGCCCUGGCUGGAGUCUGGUGGGAGGGAAGCCUGACGGGGCCCCCGGAGGCCGGAGUGAGCAUGGCCUCCUGGCUGGGGGACGGCUCGGGCCCCGACCUGCUCCUGGUCUUGCUGGUGGUCAUCCUGCUGGUCCGCUUCCUCCUGUGGUCCUGUCUCGGAGCCUACCUCGACCACAGGCUGGCCCCGCCCAGGCCCCGGCCCCCCAGACCCAAAAGGGACUAGGCCUCGGGCCCAGCAGGAAGCCCUCCCCUCCCCAGGCCUCCUGCAGGGGCCACCUGUCCCCUCUGGAGGGUGGACACGCGUUUAUCGGCGGCCGCACACACAGCCAGAGGGUGUCCUCGGUCUCUGCUGAGGUGCAUUGGCCAGGACUGUGUCCACUGGUGGCUCUGGGGAAUGCUCCCUGCCCCCAGGGUCCACCUGAUGGGGUGGACGGCGCUGGCCCUUCACCUGCUGGGCAGGCACAGAGCCGCCUUCCACCCGCCAGGCAGAGGCCGGCCCACGGCGUGGGGUGGUGCAGGGACGGUUUCCACCUCUGCCCCAGGCUCUGGGUCCCCGUCACUGUGAGUGUCCUGAGGCGUGUCCUGCUCCGACUUUCUGGGCCUCCAACUCUCGAUGAGCACAUGUGCAGGGGGCCCGGGUGGAGACACAGGACAGUGUGACCGCUCACAGGGCUCACUGCAGCUGACCCGGCCAGGGCUCCUGCCUCCCGAGGACCAGGGGGUGUGGAGGCUGUCCUCCCGCAGCCCCCAGGAAGGGGCCCCGGACAGACCUGAGGCCGGAGUCCAACCUGGCCCCGUGGGGACCUUUGUCACACCUCAGUCUCCACCUCUCACGGCCCCUCCUCCCUCGGUGGUCCUCCCGGGGGUCAGGUAAGUGUGAGGCAGCAAAGCCCCUGCUACCUGCCAGUGUCCAGGCACAGGGGUCAACCUGGUGGCCAAGCCAAGGGGCCCAGCCGCAUCCUCUGAUCAUCUGUGCCGAGAGCCACCUGAGAGGGUCAGCAGGACCUGGGAACUGAUUUAGGGCCAAGAGUCCGUGCCCUGUCCCAGCCACAUGAGCCGCGGUGACCACUGACAUAACGGUCAGCCUGGGGCAGCCAUGGCCUGGGGAGACCGUGGCAGAUGCCACCCGGCUCCAUCCCAGGCUGCUGAGCCGGCACCUCUGGGUGGUCCCUGGGACCCUCCGGCAGGUUCUGCAUCCCAGGCUGGUGGCCGGGACAGGGAGCAAGAGCUUCCGCGGCUCCGCGGGGAAGGACUGGGCCCGACGUGCUCUGGACGGCGGGGCCGGAGCGGCGGAGCCCUGUCCCCAGAACACGGUGGAGCGUGACAGUCCCUGGGGAACCCGAGCCAAGCCGAGGGCCGGGGCUAGUAGAGUGGGCGCCUCCUGUGCGUCCCUAAGGGCCCCGGCCACCUGUCAGGAGAGGUGUCCCCUGCCCUGAAGGGGCCCGAGUCUCCCUGCCCCCUUGUCUGGGCCAAUGACACUUGGGGCUGAGUGUGGGGCAAGCUCUGGUUGAAGGACCACAGAGUCCCAGGGGGGUCUCUGCUGUCCUUGUGUCUCCUGGUCACUCUCCUGAGCCCAAGGGUCCUUGUUUAGCUCCCGCAGGACCUGGGAGCCCAAGGGGACCACGGUGGGGGGACAGCGGAGGGAGGGGCCGGGCCUGCUGUGCUCUGUGAUGUCGGGUUGGGCCAGU